UGGUCGGCAGUUUGACAUCACUGUCAUCAGCUGAUUUCAAAUCAAAUAUGAGUACCAUGUUUACAAGAGCAAUGUUUCACAGGCUAAAUAAUUAUACUAAAAUAAUAGUAAUUGAUCCAUCAAUUAUUGAUUGAUUACUGACGUGGAAUUAAACAAUUGAGCAAUGGAUACAAUUAGCACGGAGAAAUUCUACGGUGGCAAAGUAUGUAAGCGAAAAUCUAAAUCCAACGUUCACUGGGUGAAAAUACACCGUGUCAUGCCGUCGCAUAUAAUGGGUCCGACACAAUUUUGGAAGGAAUUUCCUAAACAAGCGGAUGCAUUGGCCGCGGCUGCUAAACGUAGUACGAAAACAGACACGCUUUGCACUUUUGUGUACCAGCGACCCAGUGACGGUAAUCGCAAAUUCGUUGUUGCACAUCCAGAGGUCUAUUGGUGGUAUUAUAAAGCUAAACCGCAGGAACGAAGAUGUUCGUAUGAGGUAAUACCAAAAGGUUCACCAUGUUGGCUAUAUCUGGAUUUAGAAUAUCCUAUUAAAUUAAAUCCUCUUUGUAAUGGCUCACGUAUGACCAAAACAUUGAUAGAUAUUAUACGCACAUAUCUACUUAAUCACUAUCAUUUGUUAUGUGACAGAAAUAACAUUUUAAUACUGGAUUCUACUUCCAGUGAAAAAUUCAGCAGACAUGUAAUUUUUACUAUGAAAGAUAUGGCUUUUAGAGAUAACUCGCAUAUUGGAAGAUUCAUAAAAACUAUAUAUAAUGAUAUUAUGUUGUACUUGAACUCUGAUAUGCAGUCACAUGGAAUCUUGAAACAAUUUAGUAAAGCAGACAUUGAAGAAAUGCUUGUGGAAACAGCAACACAAGGCAAAAGAUUAUUUAUUGACAAUGGUGUUUAUACAAAGAAUAGACAUUUUAGAGUAUACCUAUCCACCAAGUGGGGAAAACAAUCAUACUUAACAAUAUCCUCAGAUUCUACAUAUACUCCAUUAAAUAAAUGUAAAGAGAAAGAGUUGGGAAUUUUUUUGGAUUCCUUGAUAUCUUACUUUCCAAACAAAAUGAAUUUAAUAUUACUAGAGUUUCAAAAUCGCAGUAACAUAACAGCUCAGCUCUAUUCGAAAAUAUUAGCACCAGCCAAUCAUGAGGAUGACAAUCAGGUAUCACCAUAUCCUGAAAUUGAUAAAUAUAUUCGCAGUAUCAUUGAUCCUGGCAAGAUACGCGUUAGUAAAUAUUCCGAAAAAACUAAGAUACUAAGAUACGAAAUUUAUGGUAAUAGAUUCUGUGAGAACAUUGGCAGAUGGCACAAAAGUAACAACAUAUAUUGGAUUGUAGAUUUGAAUAAGAAAGAAAUAUAUCAGAAGUGUCACGAUGAGGACUGCUCGGGUUUUUCGUCUACUCCGAAAAGCUUACCAGAAGAGAUUAUUUUUAUGUUAGACACAGAAGGUGAUACUCUCAUAUCAGAUGUAAUGAUAGAGGAAAACAUUAUAUAAAAAAAUACCUAAAGAGCAUUAGAUAGUUUUUUAUAUAAAUGUGAAUAAGAUUUAUAAAAAUAUAUGUACACAAAUACUUCCGAUUGUUUCUCAAUAAAUUUAUUUUAGUAUA
Messenger RNA from Harpegnathos saltator (Jerdon's jumping ant), 1595 nucleotides. Its product is annotated as DNA-directed primase/polymerase protein. Lineage: Eukaryota; Metazoa; Arthropoda; Insecta; Hymenoptera; Formicidae. Gene Ontology annotation, cellular component: mitochondrial matrix; nucleus. Gene Ontology annotation, molecular function: chromatin binding; DNA-directed DNA polymerase activity. The transcript has 3 exons. The record is from RefSeq and is a predicted model, not a curated record. The coding region runs from base 164 to 1483 and encodes 439 amino acids. Gene Ontology annotation, biological process: replication fork processing; response to UV; error-prone translesion synthesis.